Messenger RNA from Brassica napus (rape), 2335 nucleotides. Its product is annotated as pentatricopeptide repeat-containing protein At1g64580. Gene Ontology annotation, molecular function: protein binding. The transcript has a single exon. The coding region runs from base 393 to 1769 and encodes 458 amino acids. The record is from RefSeq and is a predicted model, not a curated record. NCBI's taxonomy places the organism in Eukaryota, Viridiplantae, Streptophyta, Magnoliopsida, Brassicales, Brassicaceae.
UGAAGCUUGUUGCUGAGAUGAGUAGUUUUAGUGUGAAUGGCACUGAUGAGAUUCAAUCUAUUGUGUUCUUGAAUACUUUUCGGAUGAGAGUUAUGAUCAAACUCAAACAUACUCUCAAAUAUGGAAAGAUUCAAUUACACAGAAAGAAGUAGGGGUGACCAUUUUACCAGAUAUCCGAACGACCUGAAAAAUUUGAAUUAAAUUCGAACCGCAGUGGCAAAAUACCCGAACGAGUAUUUAAUUAGGAGAUACUGGAUAUCCAGAUUCGAAUGAGUAAUAUUCGAAUCCGAAUGGAUAUCCGAAGAUAAUCGAACAUAUGAAUAAUUGACUCUAUACAGUAUUUCUAGUUUACUUCUUUAAUUUAAUUCAAAAUAUUUAUAUUGGUUCUGUGCAUGGUUAAAAAUCAGAUAAUAUACAUAUUGGUUCUGUACAUGGUUCACUCUCGCCCCCUCCCCACCAUCCUCGAUUUCACCAGAGUUUUGACCGCCAUCCCCAAGAUGAACAAGCACCACGACGCCGUCGUCUACCUCUGCCGCAAGAUGGAAGCUCUGGGGAUCUCGCACGACCUCUACACCUGCACCAUCUUGAUCCACUGUCUCUGCAGAUGCUCUCGCCUCUCUCUCGCGAAGAUGACGAAACUCGGGAUCGAGCCCAGCGUCGUCACCCUCGGCUCCCUCCUCAACGGAUUCUGCCGCGGGAAUAGGUUUCGCGAGGCUCUGUCUCUCGUUGAUGCCAUGGGGUGUGAACCUAACUUCGUCGUCUACAACACCGUGAUCAACGGUCUUUGCAAGAACGGAGAGGCCGAUAAGGCUUUGGAGGUUUUAAGACUGAUGGAGAAGAAAGGAAUCAGAGGGGAUUCUGUUACCUACAACACUCUUUGUAGCUCUGGUAGAUGGAGCGAGGCGGCUCGGCUAGUGAGAGAUAUGAUCAAGAGGAGGAAGCUUGAUCCCAACGUGAUCUUUUACAGCGGGAUGAUCCAUGUGUUUGUGAAAGAAGGGAAUCUCUUUGAUGCUGUGAACUUGUACAAGGAGAUGAUCCGGAGAUCUGUGGAUCCUAACGUCUUCACUUACAAUUCACUCAUCAACGGCCUUUGCAUUGAUGGCCGGUUAGGUGAGGCCAAGCGAAUGUUCGAUUCCAUGCGCUGUUCUCCGGAUUUGGUGACGUAUAAUACUCUCAUAAAGGGGUUUUGCAAGUCUAAGAGAGUAGAGGAUGGGAUGAAACUCUUGUGUCAUAUGUCUCGUGAAGGAAUCAUUGGCGACGUUUUCACUUACAACACUCUUAUCCACGGAUAUUGCCAAGCGGGGAAACUCAGUGUUGCGCUAAAGGUUUUCGGUCGGAUGGUUGAUUGUGGCGUGGCUCCUGAUGUUGUUACCUACAACGUUUUGUUGGGUUGUCUGUGUAGUAAGGGGAAGGUAGAGAAAGCGAUGGUGAUGGUAGAGGAUAUGGAAAAGAGAGAAGGAAUGUAUGUUGAUAUCGUCACGUAUAGUAUCAUCAUACGAGGGAUGUGUAGAAGUGGUAAGGUGAGAGAGGCUUGGUGUUUGUUUUGUAGCCUCGCUCUCAAAGGAGUGAAGCCUGAUGCUAUAGCGUAUAGAACAAUGAUAGCAGGAUUGUCUAGGAAAGGCCGGCGGCGUGAAGCUGAUAAGCUGUGUAGAAAAAUGAAAGAAGAUGGGAUUAUUAUGCCAAUUAAAUGCAUACAUAAUGAUGAGACACUUAGAGAUCACCACGCAAGCUCAUCAUUGGCUGAAUUUAUCAAAGUUAUCCAUGAGUAAAAGUUAGAUCCUAGUAACAAAAUUAUGAAUGUAAAAUUUGUUUUUGUUUUGUGUUAGUACUCUUUUUUAUGCAAUUUUAUUAUGUGCCAAGGCGUUGGCCAACUAUUGAUUGUUGUAAAACUGAAACCAUAUAAAGCAAAGUGUAAGUAAGUUGUCAAAAAAUUUGAAUAACUCACUUCUUUGCUCUCAGCUCAAUGAAACACCGCUUGAUGUAUUAUUUUGACACUUGAAUCUAUGAUGAACCUUUUUUUUGGUGAAUCUAUGAUGAACUUUAAUUUGGUUUGUUAGUAUUUGAUUUUCUUCUAUGAAUGUGGAACUUGAUGUUCUAAUUUUUUUUUUUUUUGAUAACUUGAUGCUCUAAUAAUCGUUAUUUUAUAGCACCAACUAAUAAUGGUAUCUUCCCAUUAAGAAAUGGUUUGAUACAUGUUGAUAUCGAUAUUGCAAGCGUUUUUGGCGAGAUGCAAUAAGCUUAAAAUGCCCUCAGAAAUUAAGGGUUAUCAUCUCUGAAAUCUCAUAAUCUAGGGAGGGGGGGGAGCCUUGGUACUUGCAAUACGGCUACCCAGAUC